ACUUUAAGGGCAGCGAAGAAGGGUUUCUUGCUGUGUAGCUGUCUAGACCAGUCGUGCCCGUGCUAGAGAAUUGCAGUGUGUCGUUUUCCCGUGGACGUCAGAAGGUACAGGUGCCCUGGGUGGUCGCGCUGUAUGUACAGCCUGGCCGGCGAUGUCCAGGUCAGCCGUCGCGGUGACUCACGCUCGCUCUGUGCCCCUAGGGCCAUGAAGCCCCCGGGAGGAGAGGCCAGCGAUCUUUUUGGAAGUCCCGAGGAAGCUGCUCCUUCAAGCAGGCCCAAUAGGAUGGCGUCUAAUAUUUUUGGACCAACCGAAGAGCCUCAGAACAUCCCUAAAAGGACCAAUCCUCCAGGGGGGAAAGGAAGCGGUAUCUUUGACGAAUCCACACCUGUGCGGACUCGACAGCGUCUGAACCCACCUGGCGGGAAGACCAGUGAUAUUUUUGGGUCCCCAGUUGCUGCCACUUCACCUUUGGCACACCCAAACAAACCCAAGGACCACGUGUUCUUGUGUGAAGGAGAAGACCCAAAAUCGGCCCCUAAAGCUGCAACGAGCACAUCGCCCAGAGAAGAGCCGGGUGAGAAGGGAGGCCCUGGAGAAGCAGGCUGUGCCCCGCAGCCGGUGCCCAUGCCCACGGGUGACAGCCAUGAGCCCAGGUUGGGCCCGCGGCCUCGCUCUCAUAACAAAGUCCUCAACCCGCCUGGAGGCAAAUCCAGUCUCUCCUUCUACUAAGAGGGGCUGCUGCUUCACCUGUAGCCAGACAAGAACCCGGAGAGAUAGGAUUUCAAAUACUCUAGUUUCUUUUAGCCCAAAGGAGCCGGGUGGGGAGAGGGUCUGCUGUGCAGCUGAAGCCGCUGCUCGGGCCCCACUGCCGUCAGAGAGCCGGGGGUUCUCACCUUGCAGCUGCCGAGACACCUGUCCUAAUGGGGAUAAAAUGGGACUCACAAUUAACUGCAGAUGUGGGGGGACUCUACGAGGGAUGUGGGGGCAGGUGGUGCAAGGCCACGCCGAGGCCUGGUGGCGUGGGGCUGCCCACAGCCUCGCCGCACCGGCACUCUUCUGGCCGACCGGGGGUCCGGGAAUCACUAACACCGCAGUGGAGUUGAAGUUUAAAGCCUUGGCAAGAAAAUAAGAAACAACCUGUGUGUUGCUGUGGGCUCGAGAAGCGAGGCACAGGCUGAAACACUGCUGGUGGGAAUUGGGGGUCUCUGGCUGGCCCCUCAGGUCCUCACCGCGUUCACCAUGGGACAGCUUCCAUCCCCGGGAUGGCCUCCACAGGCCCCUGGUGCCUCCUUUCCAGUCAGCCCCAGUGUGUUCUCUGCACGCUUCCCGAGACACCUCGGUUGCUUGUCCCCGGCAGCUGUCAACAAAAACCAAAAACUCGUUCUCAGUCUCAUGCUUUACGGAAAGAUUUUGUGCCCUGGUCCUCUGAGGUGCUCCAUUUCUGCCGUCUAAAAGCUUGGCCAGAUCUUACGUAGGAAUCUCUGCCUUUCACUCCCAGGCUGUUCCCUAUUUCCUCAGCGGCCUCCCGUCUAGGCCUGUGCCCGUCUCCAGGGAUGCAGACAGCUCCCUUCUCAAGCCACAGUUCUUCCUGGGCAAGCCCCCACCCCCGACUCCUGCCACUGUAGAACUGUCCACAUGCAUCCAGGCAGUGCGGUCACUGAAAUCCUUCCUACGUCUUUACUCCUACUGACCGUGGGAAGAAGAGAUGCUUCAGAACCUUGGGCUCUUCAGUUUGAAUCUUUAAUAUCUAAAGAGCUUUUCUAAAAUACCAGCUUUACAGAAGUGACUGUUGACUCUGCCCUGUUUCUGACACCUUUUUAGGAAAAAGUCAGUUGCUCAGGUACAACCGAGAGGAAGAAACUUUGCUUAACUGCUCUUUAUAAAGCUUUGCAGAACCUCUGGACCAUAUUCAGUUUCCAGAAGAAACCUGGAGACCUUGAGCCAGAAAAUUAAGUAGUUUGUCAUCAAAGUCUCAACUGGCUGAUUCCAUGCUGCUUGUUGGCAAAGAUAAUGGGCUGGCCGGAGUCUUUUGGCCCGGCCGGCAAAGUUUCUCCCAGUUGGCCCCUACAGGGCUACAAUCUCCAUUCUUAAACCUCACUCAUGUUGGACCAGCAGUUAACAGAGGACAGGCUGUGGGUGGGAUACAUUUGGUAUGAGUGCCUACAAAGCUAAUGCUAGGUGCUAAAAAUACCUGCAUCAUUGGAAUUUAGAAAAGCAACAACGCUCUGUUUCAUCGCACCCACAGUGGCCUAGACACUUAAGUGCCUGCAGGAGCUGCCUGCCGAGCUCCGCUUCUUACACCUGGCACAGUGGGAAGGGCCUGCACUUGGCUUUGUCAACCAAAGACCGUUCGUUUUCCCCCUUUUAACUGCCCUGUUCACUUGGGAGGCAAGAAAAUCUUUCCAUGUGACUCUCUGAAGUACUUCCUGUCUCUCCCCUUCAAAUGGCCACUUACAGGAAAGUUGUUUGGAAUUCAGAGCAUUUUUUGACCCCCAUUAGAAAAUGUCAUAAAUGGUAGUUAGGGUUUAAGUCCAAACAUGGUAACUUUUGCUUAACAAUGUAACAUUCUAAUGGUAGAAACAAACUACCAUUUAUGACUUUUGUUGUGGUUUUUAAUAUGCAAGAAAAUGAUCUGUGGGUGCCAAAUUGGGUUGCCAGGAACCGUGACAUUAUGCUACUGGGUCCUGUGGCUUCGCUUCUGCCCUCGCUGUCCACCCAGUUUUGUGCACCAGCAGGGAUCUUGGGUGGGGAUGGGGAGCAGAGGUGGGGAUGGAGGCAAAGGAGAACUGGAGCAGGAGCGUCUGCGCGCUGCAGACAUGCCCUGCCUGCCUUCUCUCCCCAGCCUUCCCUCCCUGGGGCCAUAGAGGUGGGUUUAGAGUGCCUGGUAGUCUGGGAGAAGCCGGAGAGGACUUUCUGCACCCGAUGGAGGUGGCUGUUUAUAUUUGGAAAAUGCUCUAUACAUCGGGGACUGCCUGUAUUUGGAAAUCCAUUAACUCAGCAUCCUGUUCUCAACCUCUAAGCUGCAUUUUGAAAUUAUUAGUCUGUAUUUUUAUUAAGCCUUAAAACUUUUUUUAUGUGCAUUUGGUGCCAACUUUUUUCUAGAGCUGAAUCAAAAACAAGAAACCUGUACUCACAUCACAAUGUAGUUUUGAUAGGGGCAUUUUGUUGUCUUUACAAGGCAGGAUGGGGUAUAACGGUUGAAUUAAACUUAGCAAUCAUGUACUCAGU
This is a messenger RNA of Ailuropoda melanoleuca (giant panda), 3228 nucleotides long. RefSeq names its product Jupiter microtubule associated homolog 2 (gene JPT2). The coding region runs from base 133 to 729 and encodes 198 amino acids. The record is from RefSeq and is a predicted model, not a curated record. NCBI's taxonomy places the organism in Eukaryota, Metazoa, Chordata, Mammalia, Carnivora, Ursidae. Gene Ontology annotation, cellular component: nucleus. The transcript is spliced from 4 exons.